Messenger RNA from Plasmopara halstedii, 183 nucleotides. RefSeq lists its product as uncharacterized. Bases 1 to 183 code for a protein of 60 amino acids. NCBI's taxonomy places the organism in Eukaryota, Oomycota, Peronosporomycetes, Peronosporales, Peronosporaceae. The record is from RefSeq and is a predicted model, not a curated record. The transcript is spliced from 2 exons.
AUGUAUUCAAUAGACAGAGUAAGCGUGGGCCUUAGUAUGGAUUGCAUCGGUAUGAGAUAUGGUGUAAACGAGCACGAACCGUACUAUGGAGUACGUACCUUGCUACAAUUUUGUACAGAGGGUAGAGGGAUUCGUACCAAUGAGACAAUAAAACUUUGUAAUGCAGAAAAUCUUGGUAUGUGA